CGACGUCCUUUCUUCAACAUCGGAGAAGUACUCUAGAGCAGAAUGUUGCCACACGUACUCUGCUCAACACUCUCCAACGCAUUCAAAGCACGACACUCGCUCGUCCCGUUACGCUACACCGCCGAGAAUCUCGCAAUCCUCUCUCUCCUCCUGCGACACGGCUUCCUCCUCUCCCUCUCACGGGGUACCAAAGACUCCACAGAACCAACGUCAUUCCUUACCGCAUCAGAACAAGACCGACGUAUCUGGGCACAGCUCAAGUACAGAGACGACAUCUCUGUCCUUGGCUCUGUCGAACUCAUUUCCCACCCCAGCAAACGUAUCUUCUGCGAGUGGGACGACCUGUACAACCUGACGAUCGGAAGGAGGGCAAAGUAUGUCCGCCCAAUGAUGUUUGGAGAGAUUGCGGUAGUACAGACGAAGGAUGGGAGGGGCAGGAAGGCUUGGAUGGAGAUUAGGGAUGCGGUGAGGGCGAAGAAGGGCGGAGAGCUCUUGGUGAGGGCACGAUGACCGCCUUGAGAAACGGGUGGGAAGUCGUAUUGUUGGAUACGCGUGGAGAAAAGGGAUCGCAGGUUCCAGGAUUUGUAGAGGCUGUAUUGAACAGCUGUGUUCUCACAGCAUAAUACGUUCUGGUGCUGGCCGCACCAGAAGA
Molecule: messenger RNA, 652 nt
Organism: Dacryopinax primogenitus
Lineage: Eukaryota; Fungi; Basidiomycota; Dacrymycetes; Dacrymycetales; Dacrymycetaceae
Product: ribosomal protein S8
Exons: 1
Coding region: 43-510 (155 amino acids)
Biological process (GO): translation
Cellular component (GO): ribosome
Molecular function (GO): structural constituent of ribosome
Source: RefSeq, a predicted model, not a curated record